UGAUCGCCACCGCUUCCGGGGCGGGGUGAGGCGAGGCGAGGCGAGGUGUGCCGCUGGAGUGGCGGUGCUUCAGCUCGCUCCCGGCCUGUGUCUCCGCGCUCCCUGCUGCAAUGAGCUUCCUCAAAAGUUUCCCGCCGCCCGGCUCGGCUGAGGGGCUCCGGCAGCAGCAGCCAGAGACUGAGGCUGUGCUGAACGGCAAGGGCCUCGGCACCGGCACCCUUUACAUCGCUGAGAGCCGCCUGUCUUGGUUAGAUGGCUCUGGAUUAGGAUUCUCACUGGAAUACCCCACUAUUAGCUUGCAUGCGGUGUCCAGGGACCUAAAUGCCUAUCCACGAGAACAUUUGUAUGUUAUGGUGAAUGCCAAAUUUGGAGAGGAAUCAAAAGAAUCUGUUGCUGAGGAAGAAGAAGAAGACGACAGUGAUGAUGAUGUUGAACCUAUUGCUGAAUUUAGAUUUGUGCCUAAUGAUAAGUCAGCAUUGGAGGCAAUGUUCACUGCAAUGUGUGAAUGCCAGGCUUUGCAUCCAGAUCCUGAGGAUGAAGAUUCAGAUGAUUACGAUGGAGAAGAAUAUGAUGUGGAAGCACAUGAACAAGGGCAGGGAGACAUCCCUACAUUUUACACCUAUGAAGAAGGAUUGUCCCAUUUAACAGCAGAAGGCCAAGCCACAUUGGAGAGAUUAGAAGGAAUGCUUUCUCAGUCUGUGAGCAGCCAAUACAACAUGGCUGGAGUUCGGACAGAAGAUUCAAUAAGAGAUUAUGAAGAUGGGAUGGAGGUAGAUACUACACCAACAGUUGCUGGACAGUUUGAGGAUGCAGAUGUUGAUCACUGAAAAUGAUUUAUGCUGCUGUGGGAAAUGAGCAAUAAGAAACAAAAACUGCUGUGGACAAAAAGAAGGAUGAAAUAAUAAAGACCAGGCAUCCUCACAUUCAUUUAUAGUUACAAUUUAUAAUCAGGCGUAAGAGAGAUGAUGAAACAAAAUCAAGAAAUGCUGAUAACUUAUACACCUGUUUUAUAUAUCUGUUUUUUAUAUAUCUUACAUAUCUGUUUUUAUAUAUCUGUUUUAUAUAACUGAUCCAGAUAGUAAUAACAGGAAUACAAUUUGUGGAUAAUUUUAAAACUAUAUUUAUUACAGGUAUCCAUUGUUUCAUGAGAUGCUCUUCUGCAAAAUGAGUCAAAUUUGGAAAAAAAAAAUUCCUUUAGCACGAAAGAAAGGCAUUGUUUUUUUUUUUUUUUUUUUUUUUUUUAAGUAAUCUCUAUAUCCAGUGUGGGGCUCGAACUCACAAUCCCAAGAUCAAGACUCGCAUGCUUUACAGACUGAACCAGCCAGGCACUCUUGAAAAAUUAUUUAAAAAAAAAAAAAUUUUUUUUUUUAACGUUUUAUUUAUUUUUGAGAGAGACAGAGACAGAGUGUGAGCGGGGGAGGGGCAGAGAGAGAGGGAGACACAGAAUCUGAAGCAGGCUCCAGGCUCUGAGCUGUCAGCACAGAGUCCGAUGUGGGGCUGGAACUCACGAAUGGCGAGAUCAUGACCUGAGCUGAAGUCGGAUGCCCAACCGACGGAGCCACCCAGGCGCCCCAGAAAAAUUAUUUUCUUAAUGGAAGGAAUGACUCCUCACUUUUUGGCCCAUAUAUCUGAGGGUUUCUUAAGGUGGUAUCAUGCAUGGAACGGACUACCCUUAACUACGUAAUUUUGUUUCUUUGAAGAUAAAAAGUUCUAAAGGAUACUGUACACAUAAAGCGUUAUUUCAGGUAUGUUAACUACCUUUUUCAUUUUCUUUUUGUACAUACUCUGGCUUUGGUAAUUGACAUGUUACAGUGAUACUUCCUAUCAUAUUUUAAGAUACCCUAAUCUUUUAAUCAUAUUAAUAAAAAUAUGCUUACCUAA
This is a messenger RNA of Panthera uncia (snow leopard), 1881 nucleotides long. RefSeq names its product chloride nucleotide-sensitive channel 1A (gene CLNS1A). NCBI's taxonomy places the organism in Eukaryota, Metazoa, Chordata, Mammalia, Carnivora, Felidae. Gene Ontology annotation, biological process: cell volume homeostasis; mRNA cis splicing, via spliceosome; chloride transport. Bases 111 to 827 code for a protein of 238 amino acids. The record is from RefSeq and is a predicted model, not a curated record. The transcript has 7 exons. Gene Ontology annotation, cellular component: pICln-Sm protein complex; cytosol; methylosome.